UUUGGCAUUUCAAAGUAACUUUUCCUCAAACAUUCUCCACAGUCCCCCCCACUCACACAAAGAGACACAACAACAAACACUCACCAGAUCUACAUAUCACAACUUCAUUUCAUUUCUAGAGAGAGAGAGAGAAAGAGGAGGCCUUACGUAUUCAACGCGCGUGCCGAUGGAUGAGAAGUUGAUACAGCGAUUGGAGUCCGCCGUGUCGCGGCUGGAAGCGCUGUCAAUCGGUGGCGGAGUUUCUCUUGGAGAUGGCGAAGUUGCGGCGGCUUUAGAUCCAUCCAUUAUUGCCUUUGAUGAUCUGAGGUCACAGUUCGUCGGGAGAGUUCGCACUGCUGCAGAGAAGAUUGGUGGACAAGUUUUGGAUGUCACUAAGAUUGUUGAGGAGGCUUUUGAAGCUCAGAGAGAACUUCUUAUCAAAAUCAAGGAAACUCAGAAACCUAGCAUGUCUGGUUUGGCUGAAUUUCUUAAGCCUCUGAAUGACGUGAUUGUGAAAGCUACAAAAAUGACAGAAGGACGGCGAUCUGAUAUCUUCAACCACUUGAAGGCUGCUGUUGAUAGUCUAACAGCGCUGGCAUGGAUCGCUUACACUGGAAAAGAUUGUGGUAUGAGUAUGCCUAUUGCACACGUGGAAGAAAGUUGGCAGAUGGCAGAGUUUUACAAUAACAAGGUCCUUGUGGAGUUCAGAAACAAAGACCCAAAUCAUGUUGAAUGGGCAAAAGCUUUGAAAGAGAUUUAUCUCCCUGGCUUGCGGGAUUACGUUAAGAGUCACUACCCAUUGGGCCCUGUGUGGAGUGCUACAGGGAAAGUUGCUGUAUCUGCACCACCAAAGGCUCCCGCACCAAGUCGUCCCAUGCCGCCUCCUCCACCAGCUUCUCUAUUCAGCUCUGAAUCUCCCCAGGCUUCAUCAUCACGCCCGAAGAAAGGGAUGUCAGCUGUUUUUGAUGAAAUUAAUUCGGGGAAGCCAGUGACUGGUGGAUUGAGAAAGGUGACAGAUGAUAUGAAGACAAAGAACCGUGCAGAUAGAACCGGUGUCAUUAGUGCAGGAGGAAAGGAAGGUCGCGUUAGCUCACCCUCUUUCUCUAAAGCUGGACCUCCGAAACUGGAGCUUCAGAUGGGUCGUAAAUGGGUGGUUGAGAAUCAAAUAGGAAGAAAGAAUCUAGUCAUUGAUGAUUGUGAUGCAAAGCAAUCUGUCUAUAUUUUUGGAUGCAAAGAUUCAGUACUGCAGAUCCAAGGGAAAGUCAACAACAUAACAAUUGAUAAGUGCAAUAAAAUGGGAGUCGUAUUCUCGGAUGUUGUGGCAGCUUGUGAGGUUGUCAACUGCAAUGGUGUGGAGGUUCAAUGUCAGGGUUCAGCGCCGACAAUUUCAGUCGAUAAUACAACUGGAUGUCAAUUAUACUUGAGCAAAGAUUCUUUAAAGACUUCCAUUACAACAGCUAAGUCAAGUGAAAUUAAUGUUUUGGUUCCUGGUGCAGGGCCUGAUAGUGAUUGGGGUGAACACGCUUUGCCGCAGCAGUUUGCUCAUGUAUAUAAGAAUGGCCAAUUUGUGACUACACCUGUCUCCCAUUCAGGAGGUUAACUGGUGGCAAUUUCCACCUGCAAUUGCUUAUAUGCUUUUCUUAUUAUUUACCAAUUUGAUUUUUCCAGAAGAGUUUAAAGGGUGGUUGAUUGUUUUAUUUUGUUGAGUGUAAGUUAUGUUCUGAUCAUUGUAUCUUUUACCUUUUGUCCGCAUCCCGUGCUGGCUGUUUUUUAUUUUUCCAAAAUGAGCGACUGUGAGUUUUUUGGUGGUCACACGUCUGUUUAUUUUUUUAAUUUUACUUUUGUAUUAAUAGCUUGAUUUUUGUAAGGUAUUAAUUUUCUUGGCAGAUAUUCCUUUUAGAUGUUUUAAAUAGUGAAGUGGUCCAGCGUUGUUUAGAUAAACACUAGCAAGAUAUGAAGGGAAAAAAAUUGUUAUUGUCAA
Messenger RNA from Solanum dulcamara, 1960 nucleotides. RefSeq names its product cyclase-associated protein 1-like. Gene Ontology annotation, molecular function: actin binding; adenylate cyclase binding. Gene Ontology annotation, biological process: regulation of adenylate cyclase activity; cytoskeleton organization. Lineage: Eukaryota; Viridiplantae; Streptophyta; Magnoliopsida; Solanales; Solanaceae. The coding region runs from base 167 to 1579 and encodes 470 amino acids. The record is from RefSeq and is a predicted model, not a curated record. Gene Ontology annotation, cellular component: cytoplasm. The transcript has 10 exons.